AUGCGCUUCUACGCCUCAUUUUCUCUAGCCUUUGGGCUUGUGGCUGCCAGCCCAUGCAAGCCGGUGACUUCAGAUAGUUUCAACUGCUGUUUUUGCCACCUUCUCUUCCUCUGCAACCGAGAUCUCCACACGUUCGCUGAGUCCGCGACUUCUACAGUCGAGACUCUCGCUACUGAAACUCCAACUGGGAUUGAGUCUGAGACAACGACUGCGAUCGACACUACCGUUACUGAAGCCUCCACUCUUGUCGGCUCUACCGGCGUUGAAACUACCGAUGUCACUAUCUCGGCUUCUGAGACGUCGUCUCAGGCAACCUCUGACACGACGCUAUUCACAUCAGUGACUUCUGCUGACACGACCACCGCCGUUUCAACCGAUACAACAGCUGCUGAGACGUCUACAGCUACGACUACCAAAGCCGAGCCUUCUACUACAGCCGUGACAACUACUACCACCUCUGAAGAACCUGCUCCCACUGACCAUCUCCUCAUCGCCGGCCCAUGGCUCGCCCAAGGCCUCCCUCUGAAGUCGACGAAGACAAAUGGCGACUACCUCAGUUUCGGUAGAAGCUCAUCAACAUGGACAGUCGGCCGCUUCGUCGUCGAUGACACCACCGGAUACCUCACCCGGGACGGCAUUCCCAUCUGCGCAAAGUAUGUUUACAUGGAUCGAAGCGCGGCCUUGACUCCUUGCUCAGCCGAGUACUACCAGUACGGCACGGCUCGUCUUGUCUGUACUCGAAACCCUGCGGCUGGUACUGCUCUUCAGUGCUCUGCCGUCAAGUUGGACUGUGUGGCGAGUGGACCAGGUGAUAGACAGACUUGUAUUGUUUCGACUGAGACCGGUUGGACCAAGUUCUUUAUCAGUACCGGCUCUGACUAUAGCGUGUUCCUCGGUGCCGACGACUUGGCAGUGUCGUACCGAAAGCCUGUCGACAUUUUCGUUGAUCGAGCCCCCACUCCCGCUGCUCCAACGGCACCUUAG
Molecule: messenger RNA, 984 nt
Organism: Fusarium tjaetaba
Lineage: Eukaryota; Fungi; Ascomycota; Sordariomycetes; Hypocreales; Nectriaceae
Exons: 2
Coding region: 1-984 (327 amino acids)
Source: RefSeq, a predicted model, not a curated record